This is a messenger RNA of Vanrija pseudolonga, 1047 nucleotides long. It is a transcript of the gene CWC2, whose product is annotated as Pre-mRNA-splicing factor CWC2. Bases 1 to 1047 code for a protein of 348 amino acids. The record is from RefSeq and is a predicted model, not a curated record. Lineage: Eukaryota; Fungi; Basidiomycota; Tremellomycetes; Trichosporonales; Trichosporonaceae. The transcript is spliced from 6 exons. Gene Ontology annotation, cellular component: Prp19 complex; U2-type catalytic step 2 spliceosome; U2-type catalytic step 1 spliceosome. Gene Ontology annotation, molecular function: U6 snRNA binding; pre-mRNA binding; metal ion binding.
AUGUCCGACGCAGUGGAAGCACCAAAGCGCAAGCUCAAGCCGGCGAGGAAGCAGGUCAAGCCGGGAGAUGUCGACACGAGCGAAAAGGUCCAGCCGGGCAAGGAGUACAACAUCUGGUACAACAAGUGGGCUGGUGGCGACAAGGAGGAUGCGCUGGCAAUGCAAACCCUCUCGCAGACGCGGUGUGUUAUUACGCGCGAUGCGGGGUACACGCGCGCCGACGCGACGGGCAACCGCUUCUGCUGCCUGUUCUUUGCGCGCGGGCGCUGUCCCUACGGCGCCGAGUGCAACUUCCUCCACCGCCUGCCGCUGCCGCACCAGGUGAUCGACCACUCGCGUGACUGCUUCGGCCGCGAGAAGCACGCCGACUACCGCGACGACAUGGGUGGUGUGGGUUCGUUCAACCGCUCCAAUCGGACACUGUAUAUUGGCAAGAUCCACGAGAGCCCCGACAAGGACCAGAGCAAGGAGACGCUCUUGCGGCACUUUGGCGAGUGGGGCAAGAUUGACAAGUGGAACAUUCUGUACAACCGCGGCAUCGCGUUCGUGUCGUAUCGCAACGAGGUGAACGCGCAGUUCGCCAAGGAGGCGAUGCAGAACCAGAGCAUGGACAUGGACGAGAUCCUCAACGUCAGGUGGGCGACCGAGGACCCCAACCCGGGAGAGAAGAAUGCCGAGGAGCGGAGGAUAGCCAAGGAGGGGCAGAAGGUCAUUGCGUCCAAGCUCGACGCGAACCUGAUCGAGGCGGCGCAGACGCUGCGCGCGCUGGAGGACGGCGACGUCGACGACCUGUACCACAUCGAGGAGAGCGUGCCGGAGCCCGAAGCGCAUGAGGAGGACGAGCGGCCAGCAAAGCGCGCGCGUGCCGACGCCGCUCCAGCCUCGGGCCUGUUUGGGAACGACGCGCUGGAUAACAUCCGGUACUAUGCCGACUUGGCACGGAAACAGGCCGAGGAGGAGCGGGGACGCGCACGCAAGACACCUGCCGCCAAGCCAACCGGCGUGGCAUUGCUAGGCGGGUACGACAGCGGCGACGAGAGCGAUUAG